AUGGAUAAGCAUUCGUAUGAUCCAGUGACGGGCCAAUUGAUAGAAGAGUUUGCGAAAGGCUUUGAGGAGUUCAUGGCAUUUGCAACACGACAAGAGCUAGCUAUGGAAUCCGGUAAAAUAUACUGUCCUUGUCCUACUUGUCGGAAUCGUAGAUUUGUGUAUAUAAAAACAGUAUGGAAUCAUAUUUAUAGAUCUGGAUUUAUGCCGGGUUAUAAGAUUUGGUAUUCACAUGGAGAGAGUGAGGAAAUGGCAUAUACUAAUGCUAGUGCUAGUUCCUCGAAUAGGAUAGAAGCAGAAAUUAGACCGGAAGUAGAAGAAAACCGAGGAACUGUUCAAAUGGUUAAUGAUGCGUUUCGGGAAAACGUAGCAUUGUUUGGUGAGGAAGAAAAUAGGAUAGAGGAACCUAAUCUAGAAGCCCGGAAGUUUUUUGAUAUGUUAGAUGCUGCUAAAAAUGAGUUAUACAAAGGUUGUAGAGAGGGUAUAUCGCCAUUAUCAUCUGCAACUGAGUUGAUGUCUAUAAAGACGGAUUUCAAUUUGCCUGAAGAUUGUGUGGAUCGACUUAGUGAUUGGGCAAGAAGAAUGUUACCUGAAGAUAAUCUACUAGCGGCUUCAUACUACGAGGUGCAGAAAUUGGUAGCUGGUCUUGGUUUGCCGUAUCAGAUGAUAGAUGUGUGUGUUGACAAUUGUAUGAUAUUUUGGAGAGAAGACAAAAACAGAUCAACAUGUCGUUUUUGCCGCAAACCUCGAUACCAAGAAACAGAGGGAAGAGUUUGUAUUCCAUAUAAGCGGAUGUGGUAUUUGCCGAUAUCAGAACGGUUGAAGAGGUUAUAUCAAUCCGAGCGUACGGCGGAGUCUAUGAGAUGGCAUGCAGAGCAUACAUCUAAUGGAGAGAUUGUGCAUCCCUCAGAUGCAAAAGCAUGGAAACAUUUUCAAGAAGUGUAUCCUAGUUUUGCAUAUGAGAGGAGGAAUGUGUACCUCGGGCUAUCUACAGAUGGAUUUAACCCUUUUGGGAAGCAUGGAAGGCAAUACUCUUUGUGGCCAGUUAUAGUAACACCUUACAAUUUGCCUCCAUCUUUGUGCAUGAAGCGAGUGUUUUUAUUCCUCUCAAUUCUCAUCCCCGGUCCAGCCAAUCCUAAGAGAUCACUUGACGUUUUUCUGCAGCCAUUGAUUCAUGAGUUGCAAAUGUUAUGGGAUCAUGGUGUUGAAGUGUUCGAUGUUUCUUGCCAGCAGAAUUUUACGAUGCGUGCAGUGCUUAUGUGGACUAUAAGUGAUUUUCCAGCAUAUGGUAUGUUAUCCGGAUGGUCAAUGUAG
Messenger RNA from Microthlaspi erraticum, 1311 nucleotides. The record is from the annotation of a GenBank genome assembly. NCBI's taxonomy places the organism in Eukaryota, Viridiplantae, Streptophyta, Magnoliopsida, Brassicales, Brassicaceae.